AUGGGUAAUGCAAAUGUUUGUUGUUCACAACCUAUUGUCUAAAAUAAAAAUUAAUUGAUAGUAUUAGAAAAAUAAAUAAAUAAAAAUGAGGAUUGUGAUGUAGGAGAAUAAGAAGCUGAUGAUUUUGUUAGAAUUGGAUUAAGUAAUUCUAUUAAUAUGAUUUUUUUCAGAAACAAAUAAUGUUAAAGAACAUACUUUAUUCAAUUAACUAUUACCAAUUAAAAGAUUAGUUAGUGUUGAAGCACCAAAAUAAGGUUAGCGUUUAGACUCUUUUCCUGAAAUUUCAAAUUAGAUUGUUCGAACUGUCUUAAGUUAAUUACCAAUACUUUAAAUACCAAAUUUUAUUGAGAGAGGAGUAUAGAGUCCUCCAAUUAAAUUUGAUAAUGAUUUCAUUUACUAUGGAGAAUGGAAGGAUACUUAAAAACAUGGUUAUGGAAAACUAUUAUGGCCAGAUGGAAGUUAUUAUGAAGGAAGUUUUAUUAACAAUGAAGCUUCUGGAUAUGGUAGAUUAAUACAUUCAUUUGGUGAUUAUUAUGAAGGUUAUUGGUAAAAUGAUUAAGCUAAUGGUGAUGGUAAAUAUCAUAGAUACAAAAAUAAAGCUACUUAUGAAGGUAGUUGGAUGAGUGAUAAAUAAUAAGGUUAAGGCAAAGAAACUUGGUAGGAUGGUUCCUCUUAUGAAGGAGAAUAUUAUAAUGGUAAAAAGUAAGGAAAAGGUUUUUUUAAAUGGGGAAAUGGAAAUAUGUAUAUAGGAGAAUUUAAAAGUAAUAAAAUGGAUGGACAAGGAAUUUAUUAUUGGAAAAGUGGAAAGGUUUAUGAUGGACAAUGGAAAGAAAAUAGAAUGGAUGGAGAAGGAGUAAUAUUAUCCUUCUAUAUCUAAGACUUUUAAUUGGCCUGAUGGUCGUAAAUACAAGGGAGGUUAUAAAAAUGAUCUUAAAGAAGGAUAUGGUAUUUUUGAAUGGUCUGAUGGUAAAUAUUAUAAAGGAGAAUGGAAACAAGGUAAAUAACAUGGAAAAGGUAUACUAAAAAUGGAUUAAUCUAAAGAAAUUUAAUCUGAAUGGGUUAAUGGAAAAAUUAGUACUGAAAAACAAAUCGAUUUCUAAGGAGCCACCUCUUGA
Molecule: messenger RNA, 1115 nt
Organism: Paramecium sonneborni
Lineage: Eukaryota; Ciliophora; Oligohymenophorea; Peniculida; Parameciidae
Source: the annotation of a GenBank genome assembly